Punica granatum (pomegranate) is the source of this 1296-nucleotide messenger RNA. The record is from RefSeq and is a predicted model, not a curated record. NCBI's taxonomy places the organism in Eukaryota, Viridiplantae, Streptophyta, Magnoliopsida, Myrtales, Lythraceae.
GGGGCAGGUCUACUGAGACGCUCGGCAGGUUCUCGGAGGAGGAGGUCGAGCGCGUGUUCGAGGGCAAGAGCCCCGUGGGAGGGCCUAAGCUCUCUGUGGCCUAUGGGGCUUGGAUAGAGAGGUCACCGAGACGCUCGGCAGGUUUGCCUCGGAGGUGGUCGAGCACGUGUUCAAGGACAAGAGCCCCGUGGGAGGGCCUAAGCUCUCUGUGGCCUAUGGGGCUUGGAUAGAGAGGUCCCCGAGACGCUCGGCAGGUUCGCCUCGGUGGUGGUUGAGCACGUGUUCGAGGACAGCAGCUCCGUGGGAGGGCCUAAGCUCUCUGUGGCCUACGGGGCUUGUAUAGAGAGGUCGUUGACUCUGAAACCAUAAUUCAAGCACGCAGUGGAGGAAGAGUACAAGAAUGCUGCUAAAUUUGUCGACUUCAGGAAUAACCUCGGUGAAGUGGUGAAUCAGGUGAACGAAUGGGCAAAGAAGGAGACCAAUAGACUCAAUGACAGCAUUGUCACCCCCGCUGACAUCUCCAAGUUAACCGUGCUCGUGUUAGCGAAUGCCUUGUACUUCAAGAGAGCUUGGGUCGAGAAGUUCGAUGUGUCCAGAGCAAGAGACAAUUACUUCUAUCCACCAAGUGGCCAGGCCGCUGUUCGGGUUCCCUUCAUGACCAGCGACAAGGACCAGUUUAUCGGCACGUAUGAGGGGUUCAAAGUCCUUUGGCUUGACUACGAGCAGGGUGGUGAUCUAGACCGCAGUCUCUCCACGUGCUUCUUUCUUCCAGAUGAAUGGGACGGGCUGCGCGGUCUAAUGGAAAAGGCCUGCUCUGACCCUGAAUUCUUAAAAUACCAUGUUCCUUAUAACAAGGUGCCUGUGGGCCAAUUCCGGAUCCCCAAAUUCAAGAUCUUGUCAAAGUUUGAUGAUUUAACUGAUCACCUACAUAAUCUGGGUGUGCCAAAGCGAUGCUUGUUAGAGGUGGCGGAGAAUGAACUCAUCUCUGUUUCAAGAAUAAUCCAGAAGGCCUUUGUCGAGAUUAACAAAGAGGGCACAGAAGCUGCUGCUGUUACCGCUAUGGUUGGCCGAGCUGGUUGUGCGAUGGAUUUUAGUCCGCCUAAAUAUGUGGACUUUGUCGCGGACCACCCAUUCAUGCUUGUGAUCUGACAGGAGACCACGGGAGCUGUUCUCUUUGUAGGUCAGGUGCUCAAUCCCCAGGACAGAUGAUGUUCAAAUAAUUGCAGAUGGCCUUUAUAUAGUUCUAGAUUUUGCUAGUUUAAGGUUUUAGGAUUUUACCUUAUGCAUUACAGUAUG